UCAGACAAGGGGUGAGGUAUUACUGUCGUGUCGGUCUACCACUCCUACUUCUAUUCCAGCAUAAUCCAGAUUGGACACAUAUUGGGAUGGCAGGAUUACGUCAUACUUACGUCACAAUACUGGGUGUGAUCCUCAUCUCUUAUGGCAUCAUACUCAACGUGAUUGGCGCCAUAGCAUCCUUUAUACAUCCGGGUUCUUACCAUCAUGGCGCCAUGGGAACACCGAUGUGGGGAGGGCUAGCGUAUAUCAUAUUAGGAGCAGUGAAUGCUGUAAAAGGAUUGGAUAGAAACAAAGAAAAGGGCGGCAUAUCUUUGCUACUCCCUACUACCAACGUUUUGGCUGCGAUCGUAUCAUUUUUAAUCAUAGCGCUGACGUCAUGGACAAUGUCCGCAUCGGGUAUCAUCACUAAUCACCCCGUCACUGAGCUCACUGUGACGUCACAAACGAAUGCUACAAAUGACAAUCUAACUGACCUUCAGCUCUCAUUGACACCGAUAUAUUCUACAGUAAUCACGUCAUGCGUUAUUAUCAUUCUCAUGGUGUUCAUUGGCUUGUGCAUAGACUGUGUGCGUUUCAUCUACGAGAGACCUGCGAUUACUGCGCAGGUGCAUCAUGGGAACGGAUGGGAUGAGAGGGAUGGUGCGAGGAAAGCGUACCCCAUCAUCGAGGAGGAAGCCACGCCUCAAUAUCACCACGGCGACGCGAUGGGCGAGGUCGUGUAUGGCAAUUCUCCCCCGUUGCCGAGAGUAGGCCUACAGGUCGUUAAAACCAUCGAAAGACCCAGUUUUCAUCACCACAUGGAACCAAUAACGGAAGAUAACCGUGUUGCACUUCCAUACCACGCCCAUAAUCAACACGCCCAUCAUCCAAGCCACGCCCAUCAUCCAGACCACGCCCAUUAUCCAGACCACGCCCGUCAACCGAGCUACGAACGUUCAAAGACGAGGCAAACGACCACCACACACCAACCUCAUACGAUUGAGAGAGAAAAUAGAAACAGAAAAUAUCCUUACCAGUCUAACCCGGGACCUGAAGUCAGGGAAGUAGCAGAAAGGGAAGAGAGACGUCCGAAACCAUACUUCUACCUGUAAUAUUCUAGCGGUUAACAGAUCACGAUUCUGAUUGAUUAAACUUUUAUAAAGGGACACUUUGCAUUGACUUGAUUCGUGUACCCUGACUUGUUGAAUAGCGCCCUCGUACAGCGGCAUUAGCUAGUUUCCCCCACAAACAAGCAGAAUGAAUUCUAGAACACAAUUAAAUGCCCGUCAACAAUGCACAGCUAGGAGGUCUUUGUCGAAAAUUUGUCCCGUGCCGACCGCACAGAAACGUUGUUAGCCUAACAGAGCGCCAACAGUAAGCCCAGUCAUAUCUUUCGGAUUGUUGAACAUUUAUUUCAAUAUUAAGCAAUGCAUUGUUGUAACAUUAGACAUCGCUGCCACAUUACCGGUUGUAACAGGACCGCCGUUAGUGCACUGUUAGCGCUAACAACGUUUCUGUGCGGUUAGUACAGGACGAAACUUCUUUUUUUAAUUUCAGCUAUCGACAAAGACCUCAUUGUCAUGAAGGACAUUUGGCAAUACAUUAGCUAUGUUCGAAAAUGCGUCGUAAAAGCGAAUGAUCAGGGGCCCGUAACACAAAGCUUAGCAAUGAUCGUGGAACAUUUUUCUACGAUUGAUUGCAUUAACCGUAAUACCUUGGUCACAUUUGCUCUACGGCGGCCGUACGGCGAGUCGAAAACAGCCGUUUUAUUAAUUUUGAUUCAAACCACCUAAUAUGUAGUUGGUACAAAAAUUGUUAAAACGGCUGUUUUCGACUCGCUGUACGGCCGCCGUAGAGCAAAUGUGACCAAGGUAUACAAAUUAAGCGUAUGAUUGAUCUCUAACCUUUGUGUUACGGGACCCUGAUAUUCACCAUGAAGCUGUGUUUGCAUCUUCAUGCGUUUCCGGGAUUCCAAAAAUGUAUUCAUGUUUGUUACAAGCUCGGUUGAAGGAUAAGCGAUACAUUAUACAUUCAUAUCAGAAUUAGAUCGUUGAAGCUGCAGCACAGUAAUAGUCUGCAACUACAGACUCGAAUUUAACACUUUGAAAAAAAAGCCAUGUCUAGAGUAAAGACUAAAUUUAAAAAUCGCUGUUUGUGUCAAAUAAGCAGCUACGGUACAGUAGUGAAUAAUCUAGUCUCACGACUUCAGACUCUGUAUAACGCAUUAUGCGAAAACUUUAAGGACAAGUGCACCCCAACAAAAAGUUGAUUUGAAUAAAAAUAGAAAAAUCCAACAAGCAUAAAAAUGAAAAUUAAAUCAAAAUCGGAAGCAAAAUAAGAAUGUUGUGACAUUUUAAAAAAGUUUCCCUUAAUUUCACAAAACUGUUAUAUGCACUGUUAAAAAAAACGUGAUUUUACAACAACAAAAAAAGAUUUUGCAGAAAGGAAUGACAGAAUCAGACUGUAAAUUCAUAAAACAGGAUUUUUUCUGCAAUGUAACAGAAAAGGUCUGUUUAAAAAGGGGAAAAGGGUGUUUUAUUUCAGAAAAUUUUUAAGAUUCCAUACACCAACUACCAAUUUCCUGUAAGAUUACGCAAUCUGGUAAGAUUACAGGUGUUCUCGAGACUCUGCUGCAGGAACUUCUUUUAUUUUAAGGAUAAAUUUUCUAACAGUGUGCACAUCCUGGCUGGUAUGCAAAUGAGGAGACUAUGACGUCAUCCACUCACUAUUUCUCUUCUAUUUUAUUAUAUGAAAUAUUCUAAUUUUCUCCUCAUCGUCAAGUGAUACAACGAUUAAUUCCUCCCUGAACAUGUGGAAUUAGCAUUGUUCAAUACUAUAUGGUUCAGUCAAGUUGGUCCUUAUUGUCAAAUCUAUAAAAAAUUAAAUAUUGUAUAAUUCAAACAAUAAAAGAAGAAAAGAAAUACUGAGUGAUGGACAUCAUCGACUGACUUACCUAGUUUUGCAUAUCCCUGUUUUGUGAAAAAUAAGCAAAACUUUAAAAUGUCUUAUUUUAAUCCGAUUUUGAUGAAAUUUUCAGCACUCUGCUAGUUUGAUUUUCUCUAUUUAUUCAAGUCAGCAUUUCCCUGGGGUGGACUUGGCCUUUAAGUUCUGUGCAUACAUAUUGAUAGAUGCUACAGAUGUUGCCUCCUUGUCGCAUGUAUAAUAUCUCUUAUUGCACUUGCACUGGUUAAAAUAUUGUACACCAUAUAUUGUAUGUAGAUUGAUCGUAUUUUUUUUUCUUCAUUACAUGGAAAUAGCCAUAAUUGCAAAUGUAGUAAGGGGCAGAUCCAGGAUUUUCCAAGGGGGGGGGGCACACAUUUAUCUGAGGAAAAUAUGACGAGCAAAAAAAUAGGUUUUCACUAAAUAUUGAAGGUCAUUUCGUCCACGUAAAAUUUGUAAAGCAAAAAAAAAAAGAUCCUCACUUGUG
This is a messenger RNA of Lytechinus pictus (painted urchin), 3406 nucleotides long. RefSeq lists its product as uncharacterized. The coding region runs from base 87 to 1091 and encodes 334 amino acids. NCBI's taxonomy places the organism in Eukaryota, Metazoa, Echinodermata, Echinoidea, Temnopleuroida, Toxopneustidae. The transcript is spliced from 5 exons. The record is from RefSeq and is a predicted model, not a curated record.